Messenger RNA from Lactuca sativa (garden lettuce), 783 nucleotides. The record is from RefSeq and is a predicted model, not a curated record. NCBI's taxonomy places the organism in Eukaryota, Viridiplantae, Streptophyta, Magnoliopsida, Asterales, Asteraceae.
AUGGAAGCGCUGCUCAAGUCGCUGACCAAUUUCUUCACCUGCGUUUCGAGUUCCGUGAGAUCAGUUCUCGCUUCAGUAGCAGAAGAAACAACUCUCGGCCCAAAAGAUGAUCUCCGCCAUAUUUGGUUUCGUGCUCUGUUUCCAAAUCGAGGUUUUGAUGUGGCUGGAUUUUUUCAACACCUGAACAUUUUUUCCAUUAUUUGUAGGACCAUAGCUGUUCACUUCACCAACCCAUUCCAUGUCAGCACACGUGUAGCAGAUAAAUGCAGUGAUGGCACCUUGCUUUUGCAGGUGAUACUCCACUCACAAGUGAAGGCUAACUUAACCAUACACGAUUCUUGGCUGGACCUAAAAGACGGUUUUACCCUUGCUGGUGAAAGUCAAAGUAAUGGAAGACCAACAUCCGCCUUCUUUCCACUUGUAGUUCCUUCUACAUCAAGAGCCGGAAUCUUGUUCACUAUAUCCCUACCCACAAAUGAUGAAGCGAAAGAUAUGAAUCCUGAUAGUGAUACGAUAUUAAAUAUAAAAUAUAAAAUAUCUGGGGAUAGAAAUCAUGGAUCGCAUACUCCUAUGUUUGUGGAUGAGUCUUCACAGAUGUUGACUUUUAAGAGUGCUCUUGUUUUACAAAGACCAGUGUUGGAACCUUGUUUGGCAGUUGGUUUUCUUCCCCUUCCUCCAGAAGGCCUUAGAGUCGGCCAGCUUUCUACUAUGAAGUGGCGAGUUGAAAGGUUGAAGUAUCUCGAGGACGAACAAUACGUAAGUUUCUAAAAUUUUUACUUUUUU